This is a messenger RNA of Miscanthus lutarioriparius, 1569 nucleotides long. Lineage: Eukaryota; Viridiplantae; Streptophyta; Magnoliopsida; Poales; Poaceae. The record is from the annotation of a GenBank genome assembly.
AUGGCUGGACAAGGCUCCCAGGUGAAGAAAUCUUGUGCUUGUUGCGAAAGGUACAUGGAUCAUUGGCGUGGAAAGAUGACGUCUUUCCUCAUGCUCAUGUCUGCUAAUUAUAGGCACAGCAUGACAAUGCCUGCCAGGUUCAUGAACCAAUUUGGAGGAGAGAUCUCGGAGAGCAUCGACAUCGAAUCCCCUGACGGCAGUGUUUAUGUUGUCAAGGGCACCAAGUUCAUGAACAAGAUGCUCCCCCAGUGUGGAUGGAAAGCAUUUGUCGAUGCCCAUCGCAUAGAGGAGAAUGACUCGUUGCUGUUCCAGCACAUUGAGAAGGCCCGUUUUAAGAUAGGUCCCAUGACCAUGCCGACAAAUCAUCAAGAGUUCGGAAAAGAGUCUCUAGCUGUCAGAGGGAUUGUCCAAGUCAACGUAGAAAAGCUGCAAGGAUUACCACAACAUCAGCCUCUUCGUCUGAGGAAUCAGUUAUGUACAGGACCAGAUUCUGAGGGCACUGCUGAAUACGAAUGCUCUUCAGGUUUUGAUGAUGAUCCUAAGACAAAUGCGGCACCUGAUUAUGUCUUAUCAUGUAUGACUAUUCCAUCUGAAGAACAAGAGGAGGAAGUAGAUGGACUUAUCAAGGAAAUCCAGCCUGAAACUACUGUAUUUGUGGCUAUCAUGAAACCAAGCAAUGUCAAACGAUACUCUAGUCUUAAUCAGGUAAUUCCUCACGGCUAUGCAGCCGCGCACUUCCCACACACAAGUCAAGUGGUGACGCUUCAGCGGCCAGGCAAGAACAAGAAGUGGCAUACCAAGCUUCAGGUCAGGAAAGACAGAGUUUCCCACGUGUUCAGGGUCAGACUUCGUGCAAGACAACCAUUUGCAGGAAGGCGACAUCUGCAUCUUUCAGCCAUUGAAGACUGCUGGCAUAAGUCAAAGGUUGGUGCAUUACCUGAACAUGCUGGAAACAGUCCUAGUCCAGGACCAGGAGGAGGAACAAGCUCCAGUAAAGGCAGAACGACGAGGACGAAGGCAAACGAGCCUAAGAUUGUGCACUCAGGUGAAGGCAGCAGAGCAAAGGCGAAGGUGACACCGGUAGCGCGUGUUAAGGAGGAACCUGCCGAUCAGGCGCCUUCACCUUGUAAUUGUCAUUUGACUGAUGAUGAGUCAGGCGAUUCUGGUGGACCUUCUAAAGCAGGUCUCUACAUUAUGGCAUCCCAUGCUCAUUUGGGUGAUGAGCAGAGGAAGAAAGUGGAAGACGUAGUUGGAAGCAUCCAGUCUCAAGUUCCCCUUUACGUGGCAGUGAUGAGCAAGACCAAUGUUGCUGCCACCGGCUGCGUCUUAUACUUUGGCAAGCAAUAUGCCAGCAAGUACCUUCCAUACGGGGAGCACACCGUGACGCUCAUGAGGAACGGGAAGAGCUCGGCAUGGAAGGUGAAGAUGCAUGCGCAGAGGUUCAGUAAAGGCUGGCGUGGCUUUGUCCGCGACAACCGCCUCAAACUUGACGACAUCUGCCUAUUCCAGCUGACCAAGGACGACAUCAAGAUGCUUACAAUGACGGUCUAUAUCAUUCGCCAUGUCUAA